GGACGUGGCAGUCUGCGCUGCUUUGAAAAAUACUGUAACGAGCGGUGUUCAAUAUUUCUCUUCGUCCUUGUUAAUAGCUUUUCAGACAUAAUAGAUUCCACCAUCGUCGUUCAGCUAUGGGGCUCACCAUCUCGUCCAUUUUUGGCCGACUUUUUGGGAAAAAGCAAAUGAGGAUUUUGAUGGUUGGUCUAGAUGCUGCUGGAAAAACAACUAUCCUGUACAAACUGAAGCUUGGUGAAAUUGUGACCACUAUCCCAACCAUUGGUUUCAAUGUAGAGACUGUAGAAUAUAAAAACAUCAGUUUCACUGUUUGGGACGUGGGUGGUCAGGACAAGAUCAGACCUCUGUGGAGGCAUUAUUUCCAGAACACGCAGGGUCUCAUCUUUGUAGUGGACAGUAAUGACAGAGAAAGAGUUGCAGAGUCUGCAGAGGAGCUCUCAAAGAUGCUGGAGGAAGAUGAGCUAAGAGAUGCAGUUUUGCUGGUUUUUGCAAACAAACAGGACCUUCCAAACGCCCUAACAGUCAGCGAGCUUACAGACAGACUUGGCUUACACGCUCUUCGCAGCAGAACCUGGCACAUUGAGUCGACGUGCGCCACCCAGGGCACUGGGCUGUAUGAAGGACUGGACUGGCUAUCCAGGGAGUUGUCCAAGAACUAAAGAACGACUGGCUGGACUGAAAAGUGAGACUGAACAUGGCAGGACCGCAGAAUCAGCACCAAUGUUCACAAAAAG
Nematolebias whitei (Rio pearlfish) is the source of this 734-nucleotide messenger RNA. Its product is annotated as ADP-ribosylation factor 5. Gene Ontology annotation, cellular component: cytoplasm; plasma membrane. Gene Ontology annotation, molecular function: GTP binding; GTPase activity. The coding region runs from base 117 to 659 and encodes 180 amino acids. The record is from RefSeq and is a predicted model, not a curated record. Lineage: Eukaryota; Metazoa; Chordata; Actinopteri; Cyprinodontiformes; Rivulidae. The transcript has 6 exons. Gene Ontology annotation, biological process: vesicle-mediated transport; intracellular protein transport.